AUGGUCGUCGACACCACUUACUACGACAUCCUCGGUGUCCCGCCGACGGCGACCGAGCUUGAGAUCAAAAAAGCAUACAGGAAGCUCGCCAUCACCACCCACCCAGAUAAGAACCCAGGAGAUGAGACUGCACAUGCUCGAUUCCAAGCGAUCGGCGAGGCCUACCAAGUCCUCAGCAACGAGGAACUGCGGAAACAGUACGAUAAAUAUGGCAAGGACCAGGCCGUUCCUGGCGGGGGAUUCGAGGAUCCGGCCGCGUUUUUCAGCAUGAUCUUUGGUGGUGAUGCGUUUGGCGACUACAUCGGAGAGAUAUCAUUGAUGAAGGACUUGACCGCGACCAUGGACAUCACAAUGCAGCAAACGGAAGAGGAUGAGCUGGCCGAGUCUACGGAAGAGAAAUUAAAGAUUCAUGAAGAUGGUACGGCACAGGGACCCGCAUCCGAGAAGUCCGGCGUGAGUUCGGGGACGAGCACCCCUCGACGAUACUUGGGGCAACAAGCGAUCAUGGACAAGCCGGACGAGGAGGCCCGGAUGGAGGCGGCAGGGGUUACACAAGAAGAGAAAGAAUUGCGCAAAAAGGAGAAGAAGAAGGGCGGCCUCACCAAGGAGCAGCAAGACCGCCUGGCCGCGUAUGAGCAAGAACGCCGGAAGGCGCGCGAAGAGCGAGUCGAGACCCUCUCCCGCAAGCUCAUCGAUCGUAUUAGCGUCUGGACCGAGACGGACAAAAGCCCCGAGGUCACUCACGCAUUUGAGGAAAAGAUCCGUCUCGAGGUUGAGAACCUGCGGAUGGAGUCGUUUGGUCUCGAGAUCCUCCACGCGAUUGGUGCUACCUAUCUCCAGAAGGCCACGUCUUUCCUCAAGUCGCAAAAGUUCCUUGGUAUCUCCGGUUUCUUCUCGCGAUUGAAGGACAAGGGUAUGCUGGCCAAGGAGACUUGGACCACCAUCUCGACAGCAAUUGACGCUCAGAUGACGAUGGAGGAGAUGGCCAAGCUGGAAGAAAAAGGUGGCGCCGACUGGACCGAUGAGAAGAAGGCCGAAUACGAAAAGAAAGUGACGGGAAAGAUCCUGGCGGCUGCGUGGCGAGGCAGCAAGUUCGAGAUCCAAAGCGUGCUGCGCGACGUCUGUGACAAGGUCCUGGGCGACAAAUCCAUCAAAUUGGAGAAGCGGAUUGAACGUGCUCACGCUUUGGUCAUUAUCGGCACAAUCUUCCAGAAUGCCGAGCGUGAUCCUGACGAAGAAGGCGACUACAUGGCCUUCGAGCAGCUCAUGUACGAAGCGGCCGCCAAGAAGACGAAGGACGAUAAGAAGAAGAAGAAGGAAGACAGAAAGAGCAAGCACAACCCUUCUCCCAGCGCUCAUGGGACACCUGCAUCGUGA
Molecule: messenger RNA, 1377 nt
Organism: Rasamsonia emersonii CBS 393.64
Lineage: Eukaryota; Fungi; Ascomycota; Eurotiomycetes; Eurotiales; Trichocomaceae
Product: DnaJ domain protein
Exons: 5
Coding region: 1-1377 (458 amino acids)
Biological process (GO): protein import into peroxisome matrix
Cellular component (GO): cytosol
Source: RefSeq, a predicted model, not a curated record